AUGGUGCUGUACAACUUCAAGAAGCUCACCGUAGUGCCCUCUGGCCCGGCCCUGGUCGACAAUGUCCUCUCCAAGACGCAGCGCAAGACCCCGACCGUCACACACAAGGGCUACUCCAUCGGCCGCAUCCGCGACUUCUACAUGCGCAAGGUCAAGUUUUCCCAGCAAAUGUUCCACGACAAGCUCACCCAAAUCCUCACCGACUUUCCCAACUUUGACGACUUGCACCCCUUCUACGCGGACCUUCUCAAUGUCCUCUACAGCCGCGAUCACUACAAGCUUGCCCUCGGCCAGUUGGCCACCGCACGCUCCCUCAUCGACGGUAUCGCCAAGGACUACGUCCGCCUCCUGAAGUAUGCAGACUCGCUGUAUCGCUGCAAGUGUCUCAAGCGCGCCGCCUUGGGGAGGAUGUGUACCCUCAUUUCACGCCACAAGAAGAACCUCGCCUUUCUCGAACAGGUGCGCCAGCAUCUCGCCCGCCUUCCGUCUAUUGACCCUGCCACCCGUACGCUGCUCAUAGCCGGCUUUCCAAACGUUGGUAAGAGCUCGUUCAUCAAUAAGAUCACACGCGCGGAUGUCGAAGUACAGCCUUACGCUUUCACCACCAAGUCGCUCUUCGUCGGACAUUGCGACUACAACUACUUGCGCUGGCAAGUUAUCGACACCCCAGGCAUCCUUGACCAUGAAUUGGAAGCUCGGAACAUUAUCGAACUGCAAAGCAUCACCGCACUGGCACAUCUCCGCGCUUGCGUCUUGUUUUUUGUUGAUCCUAGCGAGCAAUGCGGUUAUUCUCUCGAGAAGCAGCACUCGCUUUUCAAAAGCAUCAUGCCGCUUUUCGCAAACAAGCCGGUCAUCGUCGUCACCACCAAGACGGAUCUUGGAUGGGAGGAACAGCUUGACGAAUCUGCUCGCGCUAUGCUUGAAUCCUUUGUCUCUGAUUCUGGCGGGAGGGCCGAAAUGAUGAAGAUAUCGGCCCAUGAGGAAGUCGGCGUCACGGAAGUUAAGAACAGGGCAUGUGACAGGUUGCUUGCUGCUCGAGUUGAGGCAAAGGUACGCGGAAAGAAAGUUCAGAAUGUCCUCAACAGGCUGCAUCUGGCCACCCCGAAAGUGCAGAAUGCCAGCCGCACACCCAACAUACCUGCGUCAGUUCUUGCCAAACGCAAGGCGGCGGCGCAGAUUGCCGAAAGCGAUGACGAAGAUGAAAUGAUGACGGGCGACAACGACGACACCGCGAAGCAGCUCGAGAAGGAUCUUCAGGAGGAGAACGGCGGUGCCGGGGUAUACUCUAUGGACUGGCGAAAACUGUACCAGCUGCAAAAGAAGGACUGGGCCUAUGAUGUUAUGCCUGAGAUUGUCGAUGGCAAGAACAUUGCAGACUUCGUUGAUCCCGAUAUUGAGUCUAAACUACACCGACUCGAGCUGGAAGAAGACGCUCGUGAAGCUGUUCGAGAUGUGCAGAACGAUGCCGAAGUCGGGGGAUACAGACUUGUCACGGAGGAAGAGAUGAAGAAGGUUAAGCAGAUCAAGGGCAAGAAGGUAAUGAUCAUGGCUGAAUCAUCAAGAGAGAAGUCUGCGCACAAACAUCGCAGUGCAAUCCAGAGGAACAAGAUUCCGAUGAGGCGUUCUCGACUCCAAGGGCAUUUAGAGGGCUUGGGUCUCAGGACAGAAGAGGCAAGCGAACUUGUCGACCGCGCCGCGAGCCGAACAGGGAAGAAACGAUCACGGUCGGAAAGCGUUGGCCACUCUGUGGCAAGAUCUGAGAGCCGGGGAAGAUCGAAGUCGAGAUCCCGGUCGGUCAGUCUGGCACCUUCAGAUGGAUUCUCGAACGUCAAGCAAAAGGCGAAGGCUCAGGAAAUGGAACGCAAGCGAAUCAAGACAGGCGUUGCCAAAUAUUCGAAGAAGGGCAUCGCGGAUCGAAGCAUUCACACGAAAAUGCCGAAGCAUUUGUUCAGUGGAAAGCGAGGCAUUGGCAAGACAGACUGGAGAUAGUUGUUAUAUUCAGCUGGUCUACAUAUUCGCUAGUAGUUACUCUCACUCUACUUUCUUUCUGUAAAGCAAUCUCAAUAGAAAGGAAACUGAGCACAAGUGUUUUCCUUUUUGUGUGUGAUUU
This is a messenger RNA of Chondrus crispus (carragheen), 2110 nucleotides long. RefSeq lists its product as hypothetical. Gene Ontology annotation, molecular function: GTP binding; RNA binding; GTPase activity. Bases 1 to 1989 code for a protein of 662 amino acids. Gene Ontology annotation, biological process: ribosomal large subunit biogenesis. The record is from RefSeq and is a predicted model, not a curated record. Gene Ontology annotation, cellular component: nucleolus. NCBI's taxonomy places the organism in Eukaryota, Rhodophyta, Florideophyceae, Gigartinales, Gigartinaceae. The transcript has 2 exons.